This is a messenger RNA of Nerophis lumbriciformis (worm pipefish), 3027 nucleotides long. The record is from RefSeq and is a predicted model, not a curated record. NCBI's taxonomy places the organism in Eukaryota, Metazoa, Chordata, Actinopteri, Syngnathiformes, Syngnathidae.
AUGGGUCGCUGGCUGGAUGCUGUCGGCUGGGUGUCUCCUGCUCCAGUGGGGGGCCCUGCCCUGCCCUGGGCUUGGUGGGCCGUUGUGGGUCCCAUGAUGUGCCGUGCCGGCUGGGGUACUGCAGCUGUGGCCCGUGGUCCGGGUGGGGAGGCGGGGGUGGACGUGGGGAGGACAAUCGACACCACAGACGAAGACCUCUGCAGUAUGCGGAGGAGUGACAACUACUGGCCAGUUCCUAGUGAGGAGAAGAAGCUGGAAAUGGACAACACCAAUGACAACUCCAUAGCAAUGAAAACUAUUAAUCCUGAUGACAGAUCACCAUUGUGCCCCAAGUUAGGCCCAUACUUUGAUGAUGGACAACGGCGAGUCGACUAUGUGCUUACUUACCAUAUAGACAAACCCAGCAAUAUUCAUCGAAAAUCACCAAAAUUCGGAGACGACAACUUAAUUCGCCGGCUUCGACGUAGUUUGAGCUUGAGAGGCAGCCGUGCACCUUUACAGCCAAAAGAAGACUCAGAGAUUGCUGCCCAUGAAGAUGACAAGCGAUGUAAGCGGGAGGAGUUUGAAAGAAACCUGCUAGAGACUGGUUUGGAAUUGGAAAACGCUAAUGAGUGUAAGAUCCCCGGAAUUGGCUUUUUGAAGAUCCAUGCCCCAUGGACUGUUCUGUGUCGGGAAGCCGAGUUCAUGAAGCUCAAGAUGCCAACAAACAAGGUUUUUGAAGUAAAACAAGGAAGUAAUAUUGUUGAAAAGAUCCGGAUGUUCAUUCAUAAAGUCACAUCUCCUUUGCACCCGAAAGUGAAUACCCAGAAGCAACAGACUGAGAAAUCACUCAGCCACCCUUUUUCCAGAGAGAAAGCGCACCUAUUUGAUUUAUCCGACCGAGAUCAUUUCUUCGAUAGCAAGACGCGGAGCUCAAUUGUAUAUGAAUUGCUCAAAAGGACAAAAUGCACAAGGGCCAUGUACUCAUUGGGUAUCACCAGUCUGCUUGCCGAAGGUGUUUAUACAUCUGCUUAUCCUCCUCAUGAUGGAGAGAUAGAGGGAGUCAGUGCUGUACCUAACGACAGAAAGACACUGUAUGAAGAAUGGGCCAGCUACAGUGUAUUCUACAAGUACCAGCCCAUUGGCUUAAUUAGAAAGUAUUUUGGGGAGAAGGUUGGAUUGUACUUUGCCUGGCUGGGAGUCUACACGCAGAUGUUAAUCCCAGCUGCUAUUGUUGGAGUAAUUGUAUUCCUCUAUGGCUGUGCCACUGUUGAUGACAACGUACCAAGCAUGGAAAUUUGUGAUCCAAGGCUCAACAUCACUAUGUGCCCACUUUGUGAUAGCGCUUGUGGAUACUGGAAACUUGUGUCAGCAUGUGGUACUGCCCGAGCCAGCCACCUUUUCGACAACCCAGCAACUGUAUUUUUCUCCAUCUUCAUGGCCUUGUGGGCGGUUCUAUUUAUGGAGCAUUGGAAGCGACGUCAGAUGCGACUUAACUAUGUCUGGGACCUGACAGGCUUUGGAGAGGAAGAGGAGGAGGAACACAAGGACAACAACCGAGCUGAGUAUGAGUUGCGUGUCAUGCAAAAGGCAAUGAAACAAGAAAAUUCAGCCUCAAAGGGGGAGAAAGUGAAACUGACAUGUACAGACAGACUGCCAGCUUAUGUGAAUACUGUUGCUAUCAUGGCUUUAAUGAUCACAGUGACGUUUGUCAUAGUCUUUGGGGUUGUACUCUACCGAAUUACCAUCAAGACAGCCUUAGAAAUCAACACCUCCGCUGGAGCAGGGUAUAAUGUUCGAGCUAUCGUCAAAACCACAGCUGCCAUAAUCAACCUCAUCGUCAUCAUCAUCUUGGAUGAAAUCUAUGGAGCUGUUGCACGCUGGCUCACUAAACUUGAGGUUCCAAAAACAGACAAAAGCUUUGAAGAGCGGCUUAUCAUCAAGACUUUCAUUUUGAAAUUUGUCAACGCUUUCACCCCUAUUGUCUAUUUGGCUUUUUUUAGGGGGAGGCUAGUUGGGCGGCCAGGAAAGUACCUGUACAUUGCAGGAUCAUACAGAAUGGAAGAGUGUGCCCACGCAGGCUGCCUUAUGGAGUUAUGCAUCCAGUUAUGUAUUACCAUGCUGGGCAAGCAACUCAUCCAAAACAAUCUAUUUGAGAUUGGCAUACCCAAGCUGAAAAAAAUGUUGCGUAAGAAAAAGUCUGAGCUGGACAAAAAGCAACAAGAGGAGCUGGCCAGAACCUUGCAACAACAUGAGAAAGACCAUUUCCUUGGUCCUUUUGUUGGUCUCAACCCUGAGUACAUGGAAAUGAUCAUCCAAUUUGGGAUGGUGACUCUUUUUGUGGCCUCAUUUCCCCUGGCUCCACUUUUCGCUCUUCUGAAUAAUAUCAUUGAGAUACGCCUGGAUGCCAAAAAGUUUGUGACGGAGCUGCGACGACCAAUUGCAGUCAGAGCAAAAAACAUUGGUAUUUGGUACAAACUGUUACGGGGUCUCAGCAAGGUGGCAGUCAUCGUCAAUGCUUUAGUCAUCUCCUUCACAUCUGAUUUCAUCCCACGGCUUGUGUACCAAUACAUGUACAGUCCUGAUGGCACCAUGCACGGCUUUGUCAAUCACUCUCUUUCUUACUUUAAUGUGAGUGACUUUCAGCCAGGCACUGGCCCUACUCAAACAAUGAUCCAAGGUCAGAUAGUAGAAAUAUGCAGGUACAAAGACUACAGAGAGCCUCCCUCCUCCAGCACACCAUAUGAUUUCUCCAAGGAGUUCUGGGCCAUUCUAGCUGCUCGCCUUGCUUUUGUCGUUGUCUUUCAGAAUGUGGUGAUGCUCAUGAGUGACUUUGUGGAUUGGUUGAUCCCUGACAUACCAAAGGACAUCAGCCUCCAGAUCCACAAAGAGAAAGUCCUCAUGAUCGAGCUCUUUAUGAAAGAAGAGCACGGAAGGAGGCUUGCUCUACGGGACACUGACAACCAUAACAGUUGUACCCCUUCUUCCUCGAACCAGAGCCCACAACAACCACGCUCUCGGCCUGUGUCAACCACAAACUGUUAUUAA